AUGGCGCUCAACAUCAAACAAUUCAUUAACUUUCCUGGCAUUGUACAAGAUCUCAAAAGUUUCAACUUCAGCGUAUAUGGACAGUGGUUUGGAUAUAUCAACAUAAUACUGUGCGUGGCCUUGGGGAUUGCCAACCUGUUUCAUGUUAGCGCGGUUAUCAUCUUUGGUAUCAUUGGCAUCGUGCAGGGGCUGGUGAUAUUGUUCAUCGAAGUACCUUUCUUGCUGCGUAUCUGUCCACUCAGUGACAACUUCAUUGAGUUUAUCAAGCGUUUUGCUACUAAUGGCAAGAGGUCGCUAUUCUACCUAUCAAUGGCCACUGUACAAUUCUGUUCCCUGGCAGUGAUGGUCACGAGCUUGUGCGUUGUGGCAGUGGGACUAACAAUCUCCUCGAUGAGUUACGCAGUUGCGUAUUUCAAACACCAGCAGUUUCAAAACACCAACAUCAUCAAAAACCCUGCCGACGACGACUUCCCACAUGAGGCGGUUGUGCGCGAGAUGUUGUGA
Lachancea nothofagi CBS 11611 is the source of this 504-nucleotide messenger RNA. The record is from the annotation of a GenBank genome assembly. Lineage: Eukaryota; Fungi; Ascomycota; Saccharomycetes; Saccharomycetales; Saccharomycetaceae.